ACAAGAUUCAAAUUGUUUGAAAGCCAACGAUUUUCUAAGCGUCUGUUUUGUGAUCCAUUUUCAUUUCGUUCCUACCGUUCUCUCAAUAUUAUUCGUGAUUUUCGACAGUAUGGCUGAGUUUAGUACACCACCGAAAAUGAGGAGGCUAAACAAAGCUAAAUUAAAUACGCCCAUAGAAAUACCAGCUUCACCUUUACUGGAAAAAAUAGGCUAUGGUACCGGAGUUGCAGUAUACAUGUUUGAAAGAUCGUCCAAAGUAGGCCGUGAACUCUCCCCAUGGGCAGUAAAGAAACGGCUGAAAGGAAAAAGCAACAAGAGAAAUGAUAAGAAUCUCAAAUUAGAAGCUGAUGUUCUACGACAAUUGAAUCAUCCCAACAUUAUUGGUUUUAGAGCAUUCACCAAAGGAGCAGAUGGAAAAUCUUGCUUGGCUAUGGAAGCUCUGGAUAUGUCACUUGGUGACAAAAUUGAGAAGAGACGAGAGACUUUUAAAAACAAACCAUUCCGAGCUAAGACCAUUUUGAAAGUCGCUUUUGAAAUUGCAAAAGGUCUCGAGUAUCUACAUCAUACUGCAUACAUAUUACAUGGAGAUAUAAAAAGCUGGAACAUUUUGGUGUCCAAUGAUUUCAACACAGUUAAACUGUGUGACUUUGGAAAUUCAUUACCCUUGACAAAAUCUUUUAAAAUAGACACAUCAAAAGGCAAUUUUUCUUAUGUUGGAACAACAUGUUGGAAUCCUCCUGAGAUUAUAUCAGAAAAUGGACCAGUGACAAAUGCUGCUGACAUUUGGACAUACGGUCUUGUCCUUUGGGAAAUGAUAGCUUUAUCGACACCUCACUGUGAAGAUUUUAAUGAAAAUGAAUCUUUUGAUAGCUGCACUACAUCUGAAGAUACGAGAAAUAAUCAGCUUGAUAAAUCUGAUGUUAGUAUAAACGAAAAUAAAUAUGGUACACGUCCAGCUCUACCUGCUAUUGACUUCAGUAAAGAUUAUAAAAACAUAUUGGAAAUAUUUUUUGCAUGUACCACUGUGGAUCACAAAUUGAGACCCUGCGCAAAAAUACUAGUAAACCACUAUAAAAAAUACCCAGAAUUAAAAAAAAAAUAA
This is a messenger RNA of Trachymyrmex cornetzi, 1102 nucleotides long. RefSeq names its product lymphokine-activated killer T-cell-originated protein kinase. Gene Ontology annotation, molecular function: protein serine/threonine kinase activity; ATP binding. The coding region runs from base 110 to 1102 and encodes 330 amino acids. Gene Ontology annotation, cellular component: cytoplasm. Gene Ontology annotation, biological process: protein phosphorylation. Lineage: Eukaryota; Metazoa; Arthropoda; Insecta; Hymenoptera; Formicidae. The record is from RefSeq and is a predicted model, not a curated record. The transcript has 5 exons.